Pangasianodon hypophthalmus (striped catfish) is the source of this 1774-nucleotide messenger RNA. RefSeq names its product akirin-2. Bases 434 to 979 code for a protein of 181 amino acids. Gene Ontology annotation, molecular function: transcription coregulator activity. Gene Ontology annotation, biological process: positive regulation of innate immune response; positive regulation of transcription by RNA polymerase II. Gene Ontology annotation, cellular component: chromatin; nucleus. The record is from RefSeq and is a predicted model, not a curated record. The transcript is spliced from 5 exons. Lineage: Eukaryota; Metazoa; Chordata; Actinopteri; Siluriformes; Pangasiidae.
UUAACGACAUCUUGGUAAAAAAAAUGGUGGUGAAAGAUAAACAAGCAGUGAAGUACAAUUUGUUCAGCUGUGUAUGUGCGUGAAAAUCGCUGUUAGCGUAAACAAAAAAACGCAGUUCCCUUGUAACGGAAGCCGAAGACCACAAGAGAGAUCGAAGCAAGAAGAAAUACAAAGAUUUCCAGACAUUUGCUUGAUAUUUACCGAAAACUGGUGCAUAUAACUUCGGCAAUUUGACUAGGAAAAGCAACUGAACGGCCUUUUGAAUAGCUAGCAUCGCUAGCGGGAAGUUAGCUAGCUAGCUACAGAUUUGCUAAGCAGAAGCUCGAGCGGAUUUCCAGGAGCUGAGGGGCCGAGCGAAGGCGACAUUUAAUUUUUGAAUUCUGUUAGUUUUUGGUGGUGUUUUGAGGUGUAAGCGUAUCUGAAACUAGCAGCAAUGGCUUGUGGAGCUACACUGAAGAGGACGAUGGAUUUCGACCCUUUGCUGAGUCCCGGCUCGUCGAAAAGGAGGAGAUGCGCCCCGGUAUCGCAGUCAUCAGCCCCGAGAAAUUACCUGCGUCAUGAGCCGAGUCCUUUCAGCCAGCUCUCAGUCACACUCACAACAGAGCAAAUCCUUCAUAACAUAAAGCAGGAAUAUAAGCGCAUGCAGAAGCGGAAGCAUUUGGAUGGAAGCUUUCAGCAGCCUGAGGCUUGCUCCUCUUUCCUGCCCCAGUCUCACGCCUCUCUCCUGACUGGAUCCACUUUUCCAGAGACAUCCUCUGAAGCUGUUUCACCCACAAGGAGAGAACAGCCACUGUUCACUUUAAAACAGGUCGGCAUGCUUUGUGAACGCCUUUUGAAGGAACGUGAAGAUAAAGUCAGAGAAGAAUAUGAGGAGAUCAUGACGUCCAAGUUGGCAGAACAAUACGACACCUUUGUGAAGUUCACACAUGAUCAAUUAAUGCGGCGAUUUGAGGAACAGCCUGCUAGCUAUGUAUCUUGAGAUCACCAGCACAAUGCCAAGUUGCUGUUUGCUGCAGUUCACUGAGCUGAAUGUCCUCUGAUACCACCACAGACCUGGUUUGAAAUAAAACUGCUCCAGUGUCACUCAUGCUGACAGAGGCUGUCUUUAGAAUUUGUCAGUACAUAUUAUUGUUCCUUGUGAACCUGGGUGCUUCCUCUUGUAAAUGUAUACGGACCUUUUAUGUCUGUUUAUUCUACCAGUGGCCUACUUAUAAUCUGUAUCAUGAGCCUUUUCUUGCAUUCCACAGUGUAUCCAUACAGAUACUGCAAUGCUUUAUUUUCUGGUCAUUUCACAUGUGCAUAGACGUUAGUAUGGAUGGAAAUCCAAAAUGUUGAAUACCUCUUUGCGAGUAUUCCCAGAGUGCUGCACAGCUUACAGUUUAUCCUUCUUAUAAAAAGCUUGAUAGAAAAUGUUUUCACUAGCCAAACCAAGUGCAGCCAGAAGACUAAACUGCACAUCAUUGUGGGUUUUGACUGGGACUCGAUAAAGCUGUUCUGUACUAUACAUUGAGCUCAUGAAGUGUUGCAUCAAUCAGUUAGAGCUUUUUUGUUUCGUUUUGCUUUCCUUUGUAUUUGUAUAGACCUGGGGUGUCAUGUUCCAGUCGUGGAGGGCCGCCGAGUUCAGUGUUUAGAGUUUACCUCAGUUAAGACACACAAUUCAACUCAUUAGCUCAUUACCAGAGCCUUCAUGGGCUGAAUCUGGUGUGGAGGACUCAAGAUUGACACCCUGGUGUACAUGAAAGCAUUUUAUUAAUAAAGACUUGUGUGUACAUAA